Molecule: messenger RNA, 429 nt
Organism: Anopheles coustani
Lineage: Eukaryota; Metazoa; Arthropoda; Insecta; Diptera; Culicidae
Product: L-dopachrome tautomerase yellow-f-like
Exons: 1
Coding region: 1-429 (142 amino acids)
Cellular component (GO): extracellular region
Source: RefSeq, a predicted model, not a curated record
AUGGUGAGUACGACCGAGUUCGGCACGUACACCAGCGUACUGCAGAACAAACCGAUCGCCAUGUCCGGCAACUACGAGGGACUGUUCGAGGCGCUGGGGGAUCGCGGUGCGUCCACACAGUCCACCAUGCACCAUUACGACGCCAAGACGGGAGUACUCUUCUACGCCGAGGUGAACCGCAAUUCGAUCGGCUGCUGGAACACUAAUCAGGUGUACGGGGCUGACAACCACGCCGUGGUACAUCUGGACAAUCGGGAGCUGAUCUACCCUAGUGACCUCACCAGCGACCACGACGGGACCCUUUGGGUGCUGACCAACAACUUGCCAAACUGGAUCUACUCGCGGCUGAACGAGAGUGACUUUAACUUCCGCGUAUGGCGUCAGGAUCCGGCUGUGGCUAUCCGGGGCACCAAGUGUGAUAACUUAUAA